Molecule: messenger RNA, 1726 nt
Organism: Physeter macrocephalus (sperm whale)
Lineage: Eukaryota; Metazoa; Chordata; Mammalia; Artiodactyla; Physeteridae
Product: transcriptional regulator QRICH1
Exons: 7
Source: RefSeq, a predicted model, not a curated record
GCUCAAACUGUCCAAGUUGCUGAAGUUGAACCACAGUCACAGCCACAGCCUUCCCCAGAACUUCUGCUUCCAAAUUCUCUGAAGCCAGAAGAAGGGCUUGAAGUAUGGAAAAACUGGGCACAGACCAAGAAUGCUGAGCUAGAGAAGGAUGCUCAGAACAGACUGGCACCCAUUGGGAGGCGUCAGUUGCUGCGAUUCCAGGAAGAUCUCAUCUCUUCUGCUGUGGCCGAGUUGAAUUAUGGGCUUUGUCUAAUGACACGGGAAGCUCGAAAUGGAGAAGGUGAACCCUAUGACCCAGAUGUGCUGUACUAUAUUUUCCUGUGUAUUCAAAAGUAUCUUUUUGAAAAUGGACGGGUUGAUGACAUUUUCUCCGAUCUUUAUUAUGUUCGAUUCACGGAGUGGCUGCAUGAAGUUCUGAAGGACAUUCAGCCCCGAGUUACUCCACUUGGCUAUGUCCUGCCCAGCCACGUGACUGAGGAGAUGCUGUGGGAGUGCAAGCAGCUCGGCGCUCACUCCCCUUCCACCCUGCUGACCACCCUCAUGUUCUUUAACACCAAAUACUUCCUGUUGAAGACAGUGGACCAGCACAUGAAGCUGGCCUUCUCCAAGGUCUUACGACAGACAAAGAAGAACCCCUCUAAUCCUAAGGAUAAAAGCACGAGUAUUCGGUACCUGAAGGCACUUGGGAUACACCAGACUGGCCAGAAAGUUACAGAUGACAUGUAUGCAGAACAAACGGAAAAUCCAGAGAAUCCACUGAGAUGUCCUAUCAAGCUCUACGAUUUCUACCUCUUUAAAUGCCCCCAGAGUGUGAAAGGCCGGAAUGACACCUUUUACCUGACGCCCGAGCCGGUGGUGGCCCCCAACAGCCCAAUCUGGUACUCAGUCCAGCCUAUCAGCAGAGAGCAGAUGGGACAGAUGCUGACUCGGAUCCUGGUGAUACGAGAAAUUCAGGAGGCCAUUGCAGUGGCCAACGCAAGCACCAUGCACUGAGAUCCCUCAGCCAUGGUGCAAGGGAGACCAUCCAGGAAAAAACGGACACUUUCACACUAAAGAAGAGGCCUCCAUUUUUUUCUUUUCUUUUUUUAUUGGUGUAGUUAUGAACCCUUUCAGACUGCUUCUAUUUCAAAUGUAAAAGGAAACUUUGCCCCCUGUGCAUCUUCAUAAACGUGCUGUGGCAGACUUCUCAGCCCAUGGGGGCUCUGGGUUUCCUGAGAGCCAGAUGUCCUAGACAGUUGCUGGCUGACUUUUUUUGUGUGGGGCCUGAGGAAAGGGCUUGGACUGUUAGGAGAAAUGUCGCCCCUUCCCUUCCUCCAGAAAGAUGGAAUUAAUGAUGGAUGGACCCUCCAGGGAAUCUCCCCAGCUGGCUUCCACUCUGACUGGCAGACUUCGCUGACCACAGGGGAGCCAUGGUCUUUUCUUUCUUCAUGCUCAGACAUAAACCUAGCAUCUUAAUGGAAGGAAAAUGAGGGGAACUUCAAUUAUGAUUUAUUAAAGACAAUUUCUAUUACACCCUCCUUUAUGACACGUGACAUUUUAGAUGUUAAAGUAAAAACUUUACCAUGUCUUUUUUUUUGGCCUAACAUUGAGGCCUUAAACCUGAGGCUUCUGUGCCUGAUGGAAUUCUUGUAACAUACACUUGUGUAUCAUAUAAAGAUACCACUCUGUUUCUCUUAUGUAUUCUUAAUUUAGUUGUUUAUUAAGAAUGACAAGCACGUCUUUUCAA